CGCCUCCGCCGCGCUCCUGGGCCCUCGGAGCCAGUCCGCGGGUCAAGCCGCUACGAUGUGGGCCGUGUUGUCGCUGCUCUGCGCGGGCGCGGGGCUCCUGGGACCCCCGGCCUGCGGCGCCGCCGACCUCUACGUGAGCUCCUUAGAGAAAGUUCACUUUAAGUCAUGGAUGGUCCAGCACCAAAAGAGAUACAGCUCAGAGGAGUACCAGCGCAGGCUGCAGACCUUUGUCGGCAACUGGAGGAGGAUAAGUGCCCACAACACUGGGAACCACACCUUUAAAAUGGGACUGAACCAGUUUUCGGACAUGAGCUUUGCCGAAAUAAAACACAAGUAUCUUUGGUCGGAGCCUCAGAACUGCUCAGCCACCAGAGGUAACUACCUGCGGGGCACUGGUCCCUACCCACCGUUUGUGGACUGGCGCACAAAGGGGAAGUAUGUCUCGCCGGUGAAAAAUCAGGGCGGCUGUGGCAAUUGCUGGACCUUCUCCACCACGAGGGCCCUGGAGUCCGCCAUCGCCAUCAAAACCGGGAAACUGCUGUCUUUGGCGGAACAGCAGCUGGUCGACUGCGCCCAGAACUUCAACAAUCAUGGCUGCCAAGGGGGCCUCCCCAGCCAGGCGUUCGAGUACAUCCGGUACAACAAAGGCAUCAUGGGUGAAGACACCUACCCCUACAAGGGCCAGGACGGGGACUGCAAAUUCCAGCCCAGCAAGGCCAUUGCCUUCGUGAAGGACGUAGCCAACAUCACAAUCAAUGACGAGGAGGCGAUGGUGGAGGCGGUGGCCCUGUACAACCCCGUGAGCUUUGCCUUCGAGGUCACCAGCGACUUCAUGAUGUACAGAAAGGGCGUCUACUCCAGCACUUCCUGUCAUAAAACUCCAGAUAAAGUAAACCACGCAGUACUGGCCGUUGGGUAUGGAGAAAAAGAUGGGAUUCCCUACUGGAUCGUGAAAAACUCUUGGGGUCCCCAGUGGGGGAUGAAAGGGUACUUCCUCAUCGAGCGCGGAAAGAACAUGUGUGGGCUGGCGGCCUGUGCCUCCUACCCUAUCCCGCUGGUGUGAGCCUGGACGGACGGACGGACAGACGGAGGGAGUCCUGCCCUGGGCGAGGUGGCAGGGACACCGCCUGGGGCCUCCCCCCCGGGCCCUGCCUGCAGGCCUGAGGAAGAGGAGUCCCACCCACGUCCUCUGACGUAAAGGUGGCCACCAGCCCUGUGCCUGUAACGAACUCCAACCCAUGUGGCCGCGAACAUUCUUUAUCUCCCACAGGGCCGCUUCUCACGUGUGGAGAGCGCCCGUGACGGUCUUCCCUGAGGUCUUUGUUCAAUAAACACUUGGCGAAGCCUC
Molecule: messenger RNA, 1348 nt
Organism: Panthera uncia (snow leopard)
Lineage: Eukaryota; Metazoa; Chordata; Mammalia; Carnivora; Felidae
Gene: CTSH
Product: cathepsin H
Exons: 12
Coding region: 56-1063 (335 amino acids)
Biological process (GO): immune response
Cellular component (GO): lysosome
Molecular function (GO): cysteine-type endopeptidase activity
Source: RefSeq, a predicted model, not a curated record